This is a messenger RNA of Corylus avellana, 888 nucleotides long. RefSeq lists its product as uncharacterized. Lineage: Eukaryota; Viridiplantae; Streptophyta; Magnoliopsida; Fagales; Betulaceae. The record is from RefSeq and is a predicted model, not a curated record.
AAAAUUAGAAAGAGGGUCAAAUCCGAUGAAUUUGGGUCCCCGUAGAGAGGCGGUUGGCCUUGUUUCUCCGACGCUAAAUAAAAUUCUGUGAACUUAAAAGAGUUGUGGAAGAGGCAGAGGCUUAGGGUAGAGAUAGAGAACAGAGCGAUGGCUUCCCUUUGCCUCUCAAUCCCCACCUUGAAAACCCUAGCUGUGCCCUAUCCAUCGGCAGCAACAUCUUCAGCUCCAUCUUCUUCUUCUUCUUCUUCUUCUUCGUCUGCUGCUGCUGCUUCGGGACACCCAUGCCAUCUCGUUCGCUGCAGAAUGCUCCCUAUUCCAACGUUCGGUUCUCGUCUCGUGGUUUCAAGUAACCGUGGGAGGGCGAAGAGGCAGGUCGUCCGUAUGGCCCCCGAUGAAGAGAAGCUCACCCGCCGCAAUCCUCUCGAUUUCCCCAUCGAGUGGGAGAGGCCGAAGCCAGGGCGUAGACCCGAUAUAUUCCCCCAGUUUAGCCCUAUGAAAACGCCAUUACCACCUCCACUGCCAUAUGAUCCUCCGGAAGAAGAUGAGGAAGACGAAGAGAAGAAAGAGGAAGAGGAGGAAGAUCCUGAUAAGGAAGAGCCAGAGCAGCCUGAGAAGCAGUAGAACUCUGUUAGUGGCAAUUUUGUUUGUAUUCACUUAGUUCAUGUUAGCUCUUGCUUUAUCUGGUGCAUAUAAAGAGUGGAUGAUGAUGUAAUGGUCAUCCUGGUAGAACGUUGUUUACAAGUUUGGGCUGAAAGGAUCACUCACAACUCUUGUUGAGAUAUUUUUGCAGGCUAAUUUUGGGGAAUAGCUUAAAUUUCUGGUUUGGUAGACUUGUAAGCAAUACAAGUGAUUGGAUUCAAUGAAUGAUUGCUUCUGAUUUGGGAGUCA